Molecule: messenger RNA, 1792 nt
Organism: Rhodamnia argentea
Lineage: Eukaryota; Viridiplantae; Streptophyta; Magnoliopsida; Myrtales; Myrtaceae
Product: histidine--tRNA ligase, chloroplastic/mitochondrial
Exons: 11
Coding region: 56-1576 (506 amino acids)
Biological process (GO): histidyl-tRNA aminoacylation
Cellular component (GO): cytoplasm
Molecular function (GO): ATP binding; histidine-tRNA ligase activity
Source: RefSeq, a predicted model, not a curated record
GCUGACUGCAAUUCUAUCCCCUCUCUCUUUCUCACAGAGACAGAGAGAACCAAGAAUGCCUGCGAAGCCAUGCUCACUCCUCAUCGUCCAACCACGCUUCAAUUGCUACUUCAAACCAUACUUCCCCAUCAAUUUCUCAUCUUUCCGCCAUUUCUCUCCUCGCCCUACUCUCAAUGCCUCCCUCUUCUCCGCCAACCCUAGACCCCAUUCUUCUCUCCCCUCCACCGGGUCGUCCCAGAUAGACCCCGGCAGCAGCCGCGGUGGCAGAACCGGUGCCCUGACUCCUCCGCCGUUCGCCGACGAAGUUCAGAAGAUCGAUGCCAAUCCUCCGAAAGGUACCAGGGACUUCCCUCCUGAGGACAUGCGCCUCCGAAGCUGGCUCUUCCACAACUUCAGAGAGGUUUCGCGGCUGUUUGGGUUCGAGGAGGUCGACUUUCCGGUGCUGGAGUCGGAAGCGUUAUUCAUCAGAAAAGCUGGGGAGGAGAUAAGGGACCAACUAUACUGUUUUGAGGAUCGAGGGAAUCGCCGUGUCGCCUUGAGGCCCGAGCUCACCCCUUCUCUUGCGAGGCUGGUGAUACAGAAAGGAAAAUCUGCACCUCUUCCGCUAAAAUGGUUUGCCAUAGGGCAGUGUUGGCGAUAUGAGAGAAUGACUAGGGGUCGCCGUCGUGAGCAUUAUCAAUGGAAUAUGGACAUCAUCGGAGUACCUGAGGUUACAGCUGAAGCAGAACUUAUAUCUUCAACUAUCUCCUUCUUUAAGCGAAUUGGAGUUACUGCAUCUGACGUUGGAUUUAAGGUCUCCAGUCGAAAGGUUCUACAAGAAGUUUUGAUGUCCUAUUCUGUUCCAGAAGAUUCAUUUGGAAGGGUUUGUGUAAUCAUAGACAAGAUUGGUAAAAUUCCAGUAGAGGAGAUCAAGAAAGAUUUGAAGCACGCUGGGAUGUCUGAGGUAGCAGUUGAGGACCUUCUCCAGGUGCUCUCCAUAAAGUCACUGGAAAAGUUGGAAGAGAUUCUCGGAGAUUCAGGGGAAGCAAUUUCCGAUCUGAGACAAUUAUUCUCCCUUGCUGAAAAGUUUGGUUAUUCAGAGUGGAUUCAGUUUGAUGCAUCUGUUGUUCGAGGGCUUGCCUACUACACUGGCAUCGUAUUUGAGGGUUUCGAUCGAGAAGGAAAGUUGCGAGCCAUAUGCGGCGGCGGGCGAUAUGACAAAUUACUCUCUACUUUUGGUGGUGAUGAUCUUCCAGCUUGUGGCUUUGGAUUUGGUGAUGCUGUCAUAGUGGAAUUGUUAAAGGAGAAAGGACUCCUGCCGAAGCUAGACCAUCAAGUAGAGAACAUAGUAUGUGCCCUGGACAGUGAUCUUCAAGGAGCUGCUGCUGCUGUUGCCACCAAACUCAGGGAGAAAGGUCAAAGUGUUGACUUGGUUUUGGAGGGCAAACCCCUUAAAUGGGUGUUCAAGCGGGCAGCUCGAAUAAAUGCGCAGCGGUUGAUAUUGGUGGGGCUCGACGAGUGGCAAAAGGGUAUGGUUAGUGUGAAAAUCCUCUCGUCCGGUGAGCAAUAUGAAGUCAAGUUGGUUGAGCUGGAGUAAACAUUAAUCUGAUUUCCUAUUCAGGGUUUUUUGUAGCCAGUCAGUUGUAGGUUUCAACCUUUGUCCAUUUAUUUAUCUCCCUGAAAUUUUUGUUCUUUGUAAACUUAAGAUGGUUUAGAACAGAGACGGCCAGUCAAUUUUGCAGUGUAUUAUUUUGUAUUUCAAUACCCAUUUUGAGGCACAUACAAAUCAUAAAUUCUCUGUCGGUUGCUUUCA